Protopterus annectens (West African lungfish) is the source of this 420-nucleotide messenger RNA. RefSeq names its product histone H4-like. Lineage: Eukaryota; Metazoa; Chordata; Ceratodontiformes; Protopteridae. The transcript has a single exon. Gene Ontology annotation, biological process: nucleosome assembly. The record is from RefSeq and is a predicted model, not a curated record. Gene Ontology annotation, molecular function: DNA binding; protein heterodimerization activity; structural constituent of chromatin. The coding region runs from base 62 to 373 and encodes 103 amino acids. Gene Ontology annotation, cellular component: nucleosome.
AUUACAAACACUUUAGCCUCCAAAAACAGUUGAGUUGUGUUAGCGUCCAGUUUGGAGAAUCAUGUCUGGUCGUGGCAAAGGAGGAAAGGGCCUCGGUAAAGGUGGUGCUAAAAGACAUCGUAAGGUUUUGCGAGAUAACAUUCAAGGUAUUAGCAAGCCCGCUAUUCGCCGCUUGGCUCGUCGAGGUGGUGUCAAGCGUAUUUCAGGGCUUAUUUAUGAGGAGACCCGUGGUGUUUUGAAGGUGUUUUUGGAGAAUGUGAUCUGCGAUGCUGUUACCUAUACUGAACACGCUAAGAGGAAAACUGUUACAGCUAUGGAUGUGGUGUAUACUCUAAAACGCCAGGGCAGGACUCUCUACGUUUUUGGAGGCUAAAGUGUUUGUAAUUAAGAAACUGACCCAAAGGCCCUUUUAAGGGCCGC